AUGGGAAUUCUGCUGCUGUUUUUGCUAGGCCUUGUGGCACUGUUUUCUUUCCUGGUCUAUCGAAUUUGCUUUCACCCUCUCGCUCAUAUUCCCGGGCCCCCAUUAGCCAAGGUCACUUAUUUGUAUGAGUGGUACUACGACCUGUAUCGAAGUGGCCAGUUCACCUUCCAGCUUCGUGCCCUACAUGACAAAUAUGGGCCCGUCAUUCGCAUUAACCCCGAUGAAAUACAUAUCGACGACCCGGAUUUCUUCGACCAGGUCUUUAAUCAGACCAACGGCCGCGCAGAAAAGCCUCUGCGCGUCGCGGAAGCAUUUGGCCCCUAUCCUGCUGUACGAAUUUCCUUUGGAAACAGCGCAUAUAAAACUCAGACUAUUGGCACUCAAUCACAUGACCUACACCGUCUGCGGCGUAGCGUGUUGAGCCCCUUCUUUUCCAAGAAAUCUGUUACCGACCUCGUUCCAGUCAUGUGGCACCCCAUCGAGAUCCUACGAGAGCGUUUGCACCGCGCUGCUCAGACGGGCGAGAUGGUCAAUAUGAAGUAUAUCUACGCCGCAGUGACACUGGAUAUCAUCAACGCCUAUUGCUUCGCACAUGAACCCUCCAAUGUGCACCAGCCAGACUUUGGCCGCAAAGGAUUUGACGAUGUAGAUAGCUUCCUUGAGGUCAGCCUGUUGAAUAUCCAUAUUCCGUGGGUGAUGCGGCUCACAUAUUCGCUUCCGGACAGCGCCAAUAAAGUACUAGCCCCCGCAUUGGCGGAUAUUCUAGAUUUUCGCCGAGACCUAUCCCAACAGGUAGAGGCUAUUCGGCGUGGCGAGGAUAAAUCUUACGAAAAAGCCUCACAUCGCACUCAAGCUUCCCCCGAGGAACGAGAAAGAGAUAGGUUGCGAGAUGAAGCCUUCAGCUUAGUGACAGCAGGCUCCGGGACAACGAAACUAACCGAUCGCAGAGCAUAUGUUCUACGUGGAACUGCUUAUCACAUUGCCGCUAACCCAGCCGUGCGACAAAAGCUGCACGAAGAGCUCGUAGCUGCGAUUCCAGACGUACAAAAAUUCCCCUCUUUAACUAUCCUCGAACAACUUCCCUACCUGACAGCUGUAGUCCAAGAAGGCUUGCGUCUAUCUGACCCUGUCACUCAUCGAAUAAGCCGCCAAUUCCCCGAUCAUGCCCUCGAAUGCCGAGGGAUCUUCAUUCCCGCAAAUACUACUAUUGGCAUGACGGCCAUGCUAACACAUCUCAACGAAUCAAUUUACCCGGAGCCUCGUGCCUUCAAGCCUGAGCGGUGGCUAGCUCCCGAAAGCAAGCGACUUGAUCGAUACUUGGUUCCUUUCAAUCGAGGAACACGCUCUUGUCUGGGCAUGAACCUGGCUCGUGCCGAGCUGUUUCUCAUCCUAGCAGCUGUAUUCCGGCAGUUCGAUUUUGAUAUAUCUGCGGUGCGACGUGAUCGCGAUAUUGAUGUGAGUCGGGAUUUUAUUCUCGGAGCACAGGCGCGUGAUUCGCCAGGUAUUCUAGUGACAGUGAAGGAGUGUUAG
Messenger RNA from Penicillium longicatenatum, 1530 nucleotides. Its product is annotated as cytochrome P450. The coding region runs from base 1 to 1530 and encodes 509 amino acids. Gene Ontology annotation, molecular function: heme binding; oxidoreductase activity, acting on paired donors, with incorporation or reduction of molecular oxygen; monooxygenase activity. The record is from RefSeq and is a predicted model, not a curated record. The transcript has 7 exons. Lineage: Eukaryota; Fungi; Ascomycota; Eurotiomycetes; Eurotiales; Aspergillaceae.